AUGGAUGCGCUCACCCAUAUGCUUACAGACCCUCUUGAUCCGAAAGAAGAAAACGAUGGACAAAUCACUGAGGAGUGCAUGCUGGGGAACUGUAGAGUGAGCCUCCCAGAGGACCUACUUGAAGAUCCUGAAAUUUUCUUCUCUGUGAUGAGUGAAAGCACAUGGACUGAAGUACUGUCAGAUUCCCAGAGGCAGCACCUUCGUCAGUUCUUGCCACAGUUUCCCGACAACAAGGUUGCAGAGCAGGACAGUACCAUCAGCGACCUAUUUAACAACAGAAAUUUUAAUUUUGGAAAUCCCCUUCAUCUUGCACAGAAGCUAUUCAGAGAUGGUUACUUCAAUCCUGAGGUGGUCAAAUACAGACAACUGUGUGCCAAGUCCCAGAGGAAGCGACAGUUGUACUCCUUUCAGCAGUAUUACCACAGGCUGUUGAAACAGAUCCUUGUCUCAAGAAAGGAGUUGCUGGAGUAUGCAGUUCACAAUGGUCUGGACUUUCCACCAAAAAAAAAGCUACCGAACAAGACUCAUGCUGAAAUGCGGGAGCCAAGGGUCAGAAGAAGACUGAGUCGCAUUUUAAAGGAGGUCAAAACAGAGUGUGGUGACAGCAAUGCUUCAUCCGAUGAUGAUGACAUAUCAUUAUGGACACCAGCACCACAAUCACCUUCUUCUCCGACACCCACUGUCUCGCUGAGAGUUUUGCCCAGCCUUUCCACCCAAGACAUGAAGACCACUGAGAAAAUGGAACUAGGAGAGCGAGAUUUAAAAAACAUGCUGCAAAACCAUCGAGAAAAGAGAAAGCGACAGCCAGACCAUCCAGACUUGAUGACUUCUGAUAUCCACCUCGGAGACAUUCUCUCAAGAGCAAAUAUUGGUCGGAAGGGGACUAUGCUUGCCAUGUUUCUGUCUUUUUAUCUUGCAGCACUCUUUGAUCUGUCUCUGCCCAAAAAAAAGAUAAGAGAUGAGAGAAGGAAGAAGAAAAUGAGGACAAUAAAAGUGGAAUCUGAGGAUCCCUGUGAAACUCUCACACCUUUAGACACCCCCUCAGCUCCACCAGCAAACAUCAUCAACUCCCUGCCAGAUAAACCAUCUACUCCACUGCCCAACAUCAAGGAAGAAAUGGUGGAGGAGUCUCAGAGCAGCCCGGUUAUGGUUGAGGAAAUAGCUGUCAGUUUCUUCAGCUUGUUGGAGACUAUCGUGAGGGCAGAACUCCUCGCCAGUACUUUAAUGAUAGAGGAGAAAGUUCAAAUGUGGCAAUCCUCUCCAGCCAGUUCCCUCAAUGUGUGGUUUUCCUCUGCCUCAUGUUGGUCCGACUUGGUUCUUCAAGCUCUGCAGUUUCUUGCAGGAGAGACUAAAGAUGGCAUGAUGGCACUGCCGAGUGGCUUUUCCCCAUUUGUGGAAUUUUCAGAAGAAUCUCAGCAGUGGAGAUGGAUUGGUCCCACUCAGGAUACAGAGAAAGAUCUCAGUGCUCUCUUUCAGCUGUGGCUGGACUCAAAAGAUUUAGUUGUCAAGACUGAAAAUGAAGAACUCAUGGAGAUGACUUCUCCCACACCGAGAGUUUCGACUGAUUACGUGGUGCGGCCCAGCACUGGAAAUGAGAGACAGGUGUUUCAAAUCCAGGAGCAGCAAAGAUACAACCAACCACAUAAAGCCUUCACAUUCAGGAUGCACGGUUUUGAAUCUGUGGUGGGGCCUGUUAAAGGGGUGUUUGAUAAGGAGAUGUCUCUCAACAAGGCCAGGGAGCACACACUGCUCCGUUCAGACCGGCCACCAUACGUCACCAUUCUCUCUCUGGUGCGGGAUGCAGCAGCCAGGUUACCCAACGGAGAGGGAACCAGGGCAGAGAUCUGUGAACUGCUGAAAGACUCACAGUUUCUCGCUCCGGAUGUCACUAGUGCACAGGUGAACACGGUUGUCAGUGGAGCCCUGGAUAGACUUCACUAUGAGAAAGACCCCUGUGUGAAGUAUGACAUUGGCCGCAAACUAUGGAUUUACCUGCACCGCAAUAGGACUCAAGAAGAGUUUGAGAGGAUUCACCAGGCUCAAGCUGCUGCCGCAAAAGCACGAAAAGCUCUACAGCAGAAACCUAAACCUGCAUCAAAGCCUAAGUCCGGAAGUAAAGACGGAGUCAGUAAAACACCUGGAUGUCUGGAGGCAGGACAGGAUAUAGGCUCCAAUCCAAUGUCACCAACCCCUUCAACACCCACCCCAAACACACCUGGAACCCCUAAGUCACCCUUACCCUUCACAACCACCACACCAACGAAGACUGUAGUCCAAGAUGCAAUAAAAACCAGCCCAGGUGUUCUCCUUGUGUCCCCUCCCUCUUUACCCCAGCUGGGAACCAUCUUACCCACCACUCAGACUGGUCCACCAGUAUCACAGCCAGUCACGUCCCAACAUGCAGCUCGUAUUGUGAGCCACUUGGCGGCAGGCUCCCUCCCUCAAGUACGGGUUGUUUCUGCUCAGUCAGGUCUGGGUGCUGCAGCAGGAAGUCAGCAGGCCACGCUUGUACACCAGACGCCUCACCAGAUCAGGAUGCCAGUCUCAGUGGCAGCCAAGGGCAUUUCACAGACCGUGGUUUCAGUGCCUCUGAGGAGUCAGUCUUCUAGUAGUCCAGUUCAGGUGCCACCCACCCUGUCUGUCUCUACUGUAACUGUGACCAAACCUCAAACAGGAUCACCUGGUAGCCCAGCUAAUAACCCUACCUCACCUGCUGUGCUGCAAGGAGUCGCCAGCUCUAACAUCAAACAGGUGUCCAUCACAGGCCAAUUAGGAAUGAAGACUUCAGGAGGAGCAGGAAUUCCAAUAACUGCAACAAACCUACGAAUCCAGGGUAAAGAUGUCCUACGUCUUCCACCAUCCUCCAUCACCACAGAUGCUAAAGGUCAGACGGUGCUUCGGAUCACCCCGGACAUGAUGGCAACUCUUGCCAAAUCCCCAGUUGCAACAGUCAAACUCACCCCUGACUUCCUGGGCACUGGUGCCACAGGCAGCAAGAGCAUAUCAGCCACUCUCCAUGUGACACCACCCCACCAUUCGCCUUCCUCUGUCUCCAGUGCUACAUCCUGUACAGGGGAUGCACAGACCACUAAAACAGGCCCCGUUACCUCCACCUUGUUGAAGGCUGCAGGAGACACAGCCAUACGUCUGAUGCCAACAUUAGCUGUCACUAUGGCUGACCAAAAAUCAAGGACCUUCACCACCGUCUCCUCCCCUGACAAGAGUGGCGCCACAAUUCGUAUAAUGCCUGGCCUCGGUGUCAUUCCACAGAAACAGGGUCAGACCAUCACAAUGACGACCACUUCUGGCAGUAAACCGCUCACAGUGUCCACAUGUGCUAAUGUAGUGACCAUGGCUGCCAGUGUAGUGGCUGGUGCGAAGGGAAUCACAGUGGCCCCCGGAGUCUCAGGCUCACCUCUGACACUAGGAACAGCUACAGCUACUGUGCGGCAGGUUCCUGCUACAGUGGUCACCACACAAACAGGGAAGUUACCUGCACGGAUCACAGUGCCCCUCUCUGUCCUCAACCAACCACUUAAGAGUAAAAGUGUAGUGACCACACCUAUUGUGAAAGGAAGCCUUAAUCAAAAUAUCAGCAGUCUGGGAAGGAACAUCAUCCUGACCACCAUGCCUGCUGGUACAAAGCUGAUCGCAGGGAACAAACCAGUCAGCUUUGUCACUGCACAACAGUUCCAGCAGCUUCAGCAACAAGGACAAGCCACACAGGUUCGGAUCCAGACGGUUCCAGCGCAGCAGCUUCAGCAGCACAUGGCAACUGGCUCCCCGAAAUCUGUCUCCACAGUUGUAGUCACAACAGCACCUUCACCAAAAUGUGCACCUGAUCCCCCUCCUGCACCUCAAAAGUGAUAUUAUCCAUCAGCCAGCAACAAAUCAUAGGUCUAGUGCACAGUAUUACUGCCUGUA
Messenger RNA from Scomber scombrus (Atlantic mackerel), 3924 nucleotides. It is a transcript of the gene nfrkb, whose product is annotated as nuclear factor related to kappaB binding protein. The transcript has 25 exons. The record is from RefSeq and is a predicted model, not a curated record. NCBI's taxonomy places the organism in Eukaryota, Metazoa, Chordata, Actinopteri, Scombriformes, Scombridae. Gene Ontology annotation, cellular component: Ino80 complex. The coding region runs from base 1 to 3867 and encodes 1288 amino acids. Gene Ontology annotation, molecular function: protease binding.